This is a messenger RNA of Kalmanozyma brasiliensis GHG001, 936 nucleotides long. Its product is annotated as U6 snRNA phosphodiesterase Usb1. Gene Ontology annotation, cellular component: nucleus. Gene Ontology annotation, molecular function: 3'-5'-RNA exonuclease activity. Gene Ontology annotation, biological process: U6 snRNA 3'-end processing. The record is from RefSeq and is a predicted model, not a curated record. The transcript has 5 exons. Lineage: Eukaryota; Fungi; Basidiomycota; Ustilaginomycetes; Ustilaginales. The coding region runs from base 1 to 936 and encodes 311 amino acids.
AUGAGCGGCGCUCUUGCCGGCCUUUCCCAGUAUGUCGACUCAGACUCGGAGGCGGACGAGGAAGCAGCGCAGCUAUCGAGAUUAUCGUCAGCCUCCGAAGCGCGACCAGGCAAGUCGGCUGAAGGCGCACCAGUGGGAGCUCCUCCUCUAGGUCGACUCAAGAGAAAGCUGCCGAGCCUCGAGGCCGAUGCGCUAGAGCAAGAUGCCACCUCGUCAACUUCGAGCCUCGCAAGUAGCACUGCCAAGAAGGUCGCAAGAGGAGACUGGCUCUGCUACUGCUUCGUCGAAGUCUUGAUCGACACUCAGCUUAGCAAGUGCGUCAGAGAAGCCCACGACUAUCUGCAGCAACAGCUAGGAUCGGAUGACACGCUGCUCGAUCUGACACAGGAUCGUGUACGCGACAACGAUGAGGAUCGAGCGUCAGACUCUUCGUCAGGACCAGAACAUCUUCACAUCUCGCUGACUCGGCCACUCACGGUGCGCAGCUAUGAGCGUGACGAGUUCGUCAAGGUGGCCACGGCAGAGGUGAAGCGGCUCAAGGCGAGCCUGAGGAGCUUUGCAUUCUCAUUCUCGAGACUCGCCCAUCUGGCAAACGACGACGCUUCGCGGCACUUUAUGGUGCUCGAGGUCGGAUCAGGGCGCGAACAGCUGCACACGCUUUCGACAGCGCUCAGCGCCGAGCUGCGCCGCGCCUUCCGCGCCAAGUCGUACUACGACGAAGCUCGGUUUCACGCCAGCACCACCUGCCUUAUCACACCGCCUUCUAGUUCGGGCUCUGACCGGGACGAAUCCGUAGAGACACUCGGUUCGCGUUUCGGCGCACUAGUGGACAGAGUGGAAGUUAGGUGCGGGUCACAGCUGCGUAAAUGCCCGCCUGUCUGGGCCGGGCGCAUCGGCGUUCAGGUCGCCAAUAGAGUCACGUAUGUGGAUCUCUGA